Molecule: messenger RNA, 1707 nt
Organism: Cladophialophora bantiana CBS 173.52
Lineage: Eukaryota; Fungi; Ascomycota; Eurotiomycetes; Chaetothyriales; Herpotrichiellaceae
Exons: 2
Coding region: 1-1707 (568 amino acids)
Molecular function (GO): oxidoreductase activity, acting on paired donors, with incorporation or reduction of molecular oxygen; monooxygenase activity; heme binding
Source: RefSeq, a predicted model, not a curated record
AUGGCGGCCUCCAUCUCGCCGUCGGUCAUCAUGACCCAGAUCUCUAGCUAUCUCAAUGCCAAUGAGACCUCCGACGUUCUUUUCCAGUCCCAACAAGCCGUAAAUGCCAUUGGGACCUACAAGUGGUUCAUUGGCACUGGCAUUUUCGUCCUGGUCACCGCUAUCCAGAUUAUCAAAUAUGCUCUGAGGGACCGCCCUCCGCCAGGUCUCAAGCUCAUUCCUGGCCCAAUGAGCACCAUCCCCUACAUAGGCCGCGUCCACGACGUCGACCCAAUGGCCCCUUGGUUUGCGAUGAAAAAGUUCUGCGAUGAAUAUAAUGGUAUUUUCCGCUCCACCAUCUGUGGUGAGAUGCAUAUCUGGGUUGGUGAUGCAAAGAUCGCCUAUGACUUGCUUUGCAAGAAGGCCAGAAUCUACUCUUCCCGUCCCAUGGUGCCUGCUGUCCCCGGAAGUGAUUCCCAAGGACAGUACCUCCCCCUGUUGGCGCAUGAUGAUCACUGGCGCAACCAACGCAAAUUCGCCCACACUGUCCUGACCCAGGGCUUCAACCAAAAAUACUAUGGCUAUGUCAGCCACGAGUGCAAGCGAUUCCUGUACAAGCUCCUCGUGGACCCCAAGGACCACUUCGCCUUGACCGAUCGAUUCUGCGGCCGUAUCAGCGCUCGUCUCGGUUACGGCAGCCCUGCCUCUGCUGCUGCUCACUGCAAGAAUGCCGGUGAAUUCAUCCCCCAGAUUUCUCCCUCGGGCCCAAUCACCAACCUGUUGCCUUUCCUGGGCAGUCUCCCCGAAUGGCUUAACCCGUCCAUCAGACGCGUGCGUGAGCGACGUGAGAAGGAGGAGAAGCUUUGGAAGGGUCUCAUGAAGCAGGUCCGUAUGGAAAUGGAUCAAGGUAUCGCUCCCAUCAGCUACGCGCGAACCUACUUUGAGCGCAAGGAGGCCGAGGCUGGCAAUCGCUCCUUCGGUUUCGAUGACCACGAGGCUGCCUAUGCUGUUGGUAUGUUGGUGACUGUCGCCAUCUUCACCAUUGGCGGUCCCCUCUACUGCUUCUUCCUCGCUAUGGUCCUCCACCCAGAAUGGCAAGAGAAGGUCCGCAAGGAAUACGACGAAGUCAUUGGUGACCGUGUCAUUGAAGUCUCUGAUGCUCCCAACCUCCCCAUCCUUCGCGCAGCCAUCAAGGAGUGCGUCAGAUGGCGACCGCCAGUCCCAUUGGGUGUGCCCCGGCUUCUUGAGGAGGAUGACGAAUGGAACGGCUAUUACCUCCCCAAGGGCGCUGUCAUUCACGCUGUCGAUCUUGCUCUUGCGCGCAACCCUGAGCUUUACCCCGAUGCCGAGACCUAUAAGCCGGAGCGAUGGCUCGAGAAGGAAUACCCCACAUACAAGGAGCCUCUUACGGAACAUCCCAGACUCAUGGGCCACCACGGUUUCGGAAUGGGUCGUCGCAUGUGCCCUGGUAUUGAAGUGACUGAGGCCGAACUGCUCGUCGCUUGCGGCAGCAUUAUCGGUUGCUUCGAGCUCAAGCCAUAUUUGGAUGCCAACGGUCAACCCAAGUGGCCGGAUUCCAAUGCUUUCACCCCUAACCUGAUCGGUGGCCCCCUUCCUUUCGAGAUGGAUGUCAAGGUUCGAAGCCCCGAAAAGGCCGCCCGCAUCAUGGCUUGGUACGAGGAGAGCGUUGCGGAUGAAGCUGCCGGCAAGAUCGCCGCUGGCUUGUGA